ACAGCGCCUGGAGGCGUUGACAACGUAGUACAGCAACAGCCGGGGAGGAAAAUAGCAAUGAGUAGAACGCGAGAGGCCGACCGCGCCGUAUGUCACCCCAUCAGCACCCCUUCGGAAGUGUCAAAAUAAAGGCCUCUUAGCCCGAGGGUGGCCUUGAGCGACUUCACACCUGCAUGAAGUCACAAGCAGUCAGUAACACGGAAGGGCAGGCCGAGGGUGAGGCGAGUUGUGAGUGAUGGAAGCGGGUCCGGGCUCAGGCCAAGGAGAAGUUAGGCUGUGUUUUGUACCUUCCUGUCAUAGAGGAUUUUGUAAAUCGUCGUAUCCGAAAUGGCUGCUGCCCAUUGUCUCUGCUGCUCGGAAUUUCUUCAGAGACAGUUCCUCACCUGUUUCCUUACAAACCCACACUAUGGCAGCCUCAUUAAUGCAGAUGGCCAUGCUGAAGUGUGGACAGAUUGGAAUGAUAUGUCCAAGUUUUUCCAGUAUGGAUGGAGAUGCACCACUAAUGAGAAUGCCUAUUCAAACCAUACCCUGAUGGGCAACUGGAACCAAGAAAAAUAUGACCUGAGGAAUAUCGUGCAGCCCAAACCUUUGCCUUCCCAGUUUGGACACUACUUUGAAACAACAUAUGAUACCAGCUACAAUAAAAAAAUGCCACUUUCAACCCAUAGAUUUAAGCGAGAGCCUCACUGGUUCCCAGGACAUCAACCUGAGCUGGAUCCUCCUCAAUACAAAUGCACAGAGAAGUCAACUUAUAUGAGUAGCUAUUCAAAACCUCAAAUUGGACAUCACUCUGCAUGUGUGUAUAGUAACUGCCCAUUUCAGGGUCUAGGAGUCUAAGAAAAAAUAAGAAGCUUCAUUUUCCACAGUAGAAUACAGGAGGGACCAUGUUCUAAGCACACCUAAGAAUUUAGCAGACUAUGGCAUAGUUUCACUCUCUGAAUAAAUAAAGCACAAAAAAUGUUCUCUACCCUCUUUUAGCCAAGAUUUGAACAUCAAAUUUAAGUUGAUUACAUCUAUUAUUUAUACCUUAGGGGUGCUGUAGAAGGGCAAUAAAAAUAUCAUUU
Messenger RNA from Phyllostomus hastatus (greater spear-nosed bat), 1064 nucleotides. RefSeq names its product chromosome unknown C11orf1 homolog (gene CFAP68). The record is from RefSeq and is a predicted model, not a curated record. Lineage: Eukaryota; Metazoa; Chordata; Mammalia; Chiroptera; Phyllostomidae. Gene Ontology annotation, cellular component: nucleus. Bases 328 to 837 code for a protein of 169 amino acids. The transcript is spliced from 4 exons.